UGCAAUUUGUUUCAUAAAACAAACAGAAAAACAUUAGAACAGUUAAGCGGAAAUGUUCAAACAGUUGGAAAAACUAUAUCCGCUAACUAAGGGAUACCCUAAAUUUCAAAAAAUAUUCAAUAACUCGCAAAUUAGAAACAUAACAGCUUUACAUCAACCAGAUGAGAAGAUUGACAGCAGUAAAUUCUUGACGUCUGUAGAGAGCGGUAGACAACUUGUUGGCACACCACUACGACACAGAAGAGCUUAUAACGCAACAGCAGUUCCAGCUAAGAAAAAAAUGGCCAAACUUACUGAACAAGAACGCUCCGAACUGCUUAAACCAUUGCUGGAUGCUGGCUGGUCCAUGGUGAAUGGCCGCGAUGCAAUCUACCGCGAAUACAUCUUCGGUGACUUCAAUCAAUCUUUUCGAUUUAUGACAGGAGUCGCUUUGUUGGCCGAAAAAAUGAAUCAUCAUCCCGAAUGGUUUAACGUAUACAAUAAAGUACAGGUGACCAUGUCAACCCACGAUGUGGGUGGGCUAAGCGCCAAGGAUAUUCGUAUGGCCAAAUAUAUGGAGGAGGAAUUUAAACGUUUUAUAUAGGCUGCUACCGAAAUAAAUAGUGAUCUUACAUUUUUGUUAAACAA
This is a messenger RNA of Stomoxys calcitrans (stable fly), 627 nucleotides long. RefSeq names its product pterin-4-alpha-carbinolamine dehydratase (gene Pcd). The transcript is spliced from 3 exons. Gene Ontology annotation, molecular function: 4-alpha-hydroxytetrahydrobiopterin dehydratase activity. NCBI's taxonomy places the organism in Eukaryota, Metazoa, Arthropoda, Insecta, Diptera, Muscidae. The record is from RefSeq and is a predicted model, not a curated record. Gene Ontology annotation, biological process: tetrahydrobiopterin biosynthetic process. The coding region runs from base 53 to 583 and encodes 176 amino acids.